GCGCAGCGCACGAUCACCGCAGAGCAGUUGAAGUUUCCCCUCAGCACCAAAGCUAAACAAAAACAAAUCUGUUCUCCUGAAGAGAAGAUUUCAGCGGGGGAUCAGGAAUCUUAAAAGGAUCUAUCCCAGCCAGAAGUGGUGUGAAUUACCUCCCAGUGGCCAGUGGUCCUCUCCCAGUGCUGAAAAAUGAGUCUGAGCACCAGUGAGCUGGAGGCCCUGUGGGAGUCGUUUGGGGACCUCAACUUCUCCGAAGCCUUCAGCAACAUAUCGAGUGUGGAUGCACUGGUGUGCGCCACGGCUUUCAACCGCAACGCUCUGCUCUACUCCAUGUGCGUCCUCUACACAUUCAUCUUCAUCGUGGGUCUCGCCGCUAACGCCCUCGUCCUCUGGGUAAACAUCCGUGCCCAAAAAGACUCCACCCCUCGCCAUGAGACACACAUGUACAUCGCCCACCUGGCGGUCGCAGACCUGUGCGUGUGCGCCACCCUGCCUGUGUGGGUGAGCUCGCUGGCCCAGCAUGGCCACUGGCCCUUCGGCGAGGUGGCGUGUAAACUGACACACCUGCUGUUCUCCGUCAACCUCUUCGGCAGCAUCUUCUUCCUGGCCUGCAUGAGCGUGGACCGCUACCUGAGCGCGGCGACGCACGGGGACCACGACAGAGGCGCGCGCAGGAAGCUGAUCCGCAGCGGAGUGUGUGUCGGGGUGUGGCUCCUGGCUCUGGUCGCCUCCCUCCCGGACACCUACUUCCUACGCACCGUGAAGUCGACGCAUGGGGACACCAUGCUGUGCCGGCCUGUGUACCCAGAGGGGAACCCCAGGGAGUGGAUGGUGGGCGUGCAGCUGAGCUUCAUCCUGCUGGGCUUUGUUCUCCCCUUCCCCGUCAUCGCCGUGUUUUACGCCCUGCUAGCCAGCGCCUUCACCCGCUCCUCGUCUUCUUCAUCGUCUUCCACGGUGGAGCAAGAGCGUCGCGUGAGCCGCAGGGUGAUCCUGGCAUACAUCGUGGUGUUUCUGGGCUGCUGGGGGCCCUAUCAUGGCGUCCUCCUGGUGGAUGCCUUGUCUCAGCUGGGCCUGGUGCCUCUGACCUGUGGCCUGGAGAAUGUGAUCUACGUGGCCUUGCACCUCACCCAGUGCCUGUCCUUGCUCCACUGCUGUUUCAACCCGAUCCUCUACAACUUCAUCAACAGAAACUACCGCUAUGACCUCAUGAAGGCCUUCAUCUUUAAAUACUCCACGAGGACGGGUUUGGCGCGUCUAAUCGACGCUUCCAACAUGUCUGAGACGGAGUACUCUGCUGUAGCUGUAGAGAACCCACCGCAGAUCUGAGAGGGUUUGUCAUGGCUGCAAACACAAUGUAAACAUAUGUUACAACUGAUUUAUUCUUCUUAGAAUCUGUCUGCAGACGGCAUCCUGUGAACGGAAAUCAGAGUCGUGUCGAAAAGCUUGAAGACAGGCUAAUAUCAAUGUUGAUUUAUCAAUUUAAAAGCACUUACAAAGCAGUUUUAUUAUAACAGCUGAUACUGAAAGCAUAUAUUUCACUCAUUGUUACUCAUUUGCAAAGCCAGUCCAGUGGCCGUAUAUGUGUAAAAUCGUUGCUCGUACUGUUGAUGUAGUAGUGUGUGUAUAUGUGUGUGUUGCAUAUGUUCGUGUGUAUAAUCUGACAGGCAUUGAAUAUCAAUAGCAUCAGCAGAGUAAUAUUGUUAAUCUUUUUUUUCAUUAUAAAUUUGUAUUUAUAUACUGUAAUUUUUAAAUGUUUUUCCUCCCUCGUGUAAAUCAAAGACAUCACACAGCGACGGCUGCUCAGUUCUCCACUUCAUUCAAUGCUGCUUCAUCGUUUUAGUCGAGCCACUGACUGGCUCAGUGUUUUAGUCCUGCUGUCUCCGUUGGAUCAUCACCUCACGUCAUGAAUCCUUCAAACCCAAAGAUUUUAUAUUUGUUUUCCUGCAACUUGCACUUUGUAAAUGAUGUAAAACGUGUGUUCUGAGUCGCAGAGUUCGAGGGGUAGUUCGACAUGUAGGAAAAUGUAAACGUCCGUGCACCAAAUAUGAAGCUCCAGCUUGCAGCUGUUAAGCUUCACUUUGUAUAAGAACUAGAAACAGUGGAACGGCUGGCCUGGCUGUGUAUGAAAGAACACCCCCACGCCCACAACAAUCUGCUCACCAGCCCCUCCAAAGUUGACUAAUUAACAGGUUUGUGGACGCGGUGUGGUGGGUUAUGGGCUGGAGGCAGUGACUCUCCUGUUGUCUGAGCUCAAAUAAUCACAAGCUGGCUGUAUCGUCAUAUUUAGCGUACGGACAUAAAGAGUGGCACUGCAUCGACCCUCUCAUCUCAUGUAACUCUGCAAGAAAGCAAAUAAACAUAUUUUCCAAAACUCAAAAACUGAGGCGUUGUGCUUGCAUAUGACACACAUGGCGAAUCAUUACCUCGUCUGUUUUCUUUUGGUUCUAAAUAUGUCCGGAUGCUUCCACUGGGAGUACUGAACUUAAAGACCAGAUGUGUCUUCUGAAACGUACACCAUGAUGUCAAAUACUGUAUUUUGCAUCAGUGCUAAUAAUGGAUGCAGACAUAGAGACAUAUGUUCACAUCCAUGUGGUAUUAAUCCUGCUGUGUCAGCACACAGGCCACACAUACAGAGAAAACCUCUAUGACCAAAUAACAUAAACAUUUGAAUAACCUAAAUACCUUGAUGUAAGCAGCAGCUGUGGUGUGUAACAACAACGUGUUUAUUAGGGACUAAAUGACAACAUUAAAAUAUUUAAUAGAGUUGUGUGUGUGUGUUUGUGUUCCACAGCUUGACUCCCAGAAAUGACGUUCAGUUUACUCUCAUUUGUAGGAAACAUCUUGUUUUGAUAUUCUGACAUAGGGCUCAUGGUGUCAUGUGAUUGGUUACACAGACAUUUUUACACCGAGAAGAUUUCAUUGAGCUUCUCAGAAAAGAGUGGACACACACACACGUGUCGACGAGAACAGAGGCAUUCCUUUGGUAUUGUACAUGUGUUUUUGGUUAUAUAUUAAAUGUUGUUUUGUUCUUUGGCUCUUGUUAAAUUAAGCUUACAAUAUAAUGACCAUGCUGAGUUUCAACUGAGAAGCUCCAAUG
This is a messenger RNA of Pseudoliparis swirei, 3094 nucleotides long. It is a transcript of the gene ackr3a, whose product is annotated as atypical chemokine receptor 3a. The transcript has 2 exons. Gene Ontology annotation, molecular function: coreceptor activity; G protein-coupled receptor activity; chemokine binding. Lineage: Eukaryota; Metazoa; Chordata; Actinopteri; Perciformes; Liparidae. Gene Ontology annotation, cellular component: membrane. Bases 187 to 1323 code for a protein of 378 amino acids. The record is from RefSeq and is a predicted model, not a curated record. Gene Ontology annotation, biological process: vasculogenesis; chemotaxis; G protein-coupled receptor signaling pathway.